CAUAUCAGUUUAUUGGCAUUUUAAAAUACUUUUUUAUUAAACAAAAAUCUUCUCAAACUUUUUUAUCAGCACUAGUAUGCUAAUUGUUAAUAAAAAAUUAAUUGUCGAUCAAAAAGAGCUGUAAAGUUAGACUGUAAAGUGAAUAAGGAAGUAAGUCGUGUUAUUGCGCGAAAAAGAUGCAUACAUAACUGUAGUUUGACUUAGCACCGGCUGGCAACCAAUGGUAUAAAAGGGAACGCAGGUUGAUACUUGAAACAGUAGAUCGUCGACCUUCGGUAGAUCAUCUUGCAUAUAUACUUCAUUUAAUAGCUGUGUAUAUGAUCGGCACGGACUCUCAAGAACGAAACGUCAUCAAAAUGUUAUUUCACUUGUUGCUCGUUGUUACAUCACCUUUUCUCAUCGCUGCGUUCCCACAAGAUGAUUUCGUCUUUGAUGGACCUGUCGCUACCAUAUCACCUAAUAGUCAACAAAGGACAACAUCCACAACGACUGUGAGAUCUAGAAAUGAGAAUGAUGCGACUACUCAAUCUGUGAAUCAGUACAAUGCGUGCGUUAAUUCAUGCCCGGUGACAAAUGAAUACAAUCCUGUUUGCGGUACGGACAAUGUUGAUUAUACUAAUCCAGGAGGCCUUGGUUGUGCGCAAAGAUGUGGAAAAGAAGUGACAUUAGGAUAUUAUGGACGCUGUUCAACGAACACACGUGGAUGAUUUACAAAUUAUCAUUAAACGAUACAAUAAUAUCAUUAGAUAGAUACAAUAAUAUGAUUAUAAGAAUAAAAAAAAUUAUCUAGAAAAUGUAAGAAAAAUACUAUUUUACACACAGCAUGUACGCAUAUAUUACAAAUAUAUUCAUUUACUUUAAGCAAAAGUAAUUUGCUUUAAACAAAAUAA
Molecule: messenger RNA, 890 nt
Organism: Nylanderia fulva
Lineage: Eukaryota; Metazoa; Arthropoda; Insecta; Hymenoptera; Formicidae
Source: RefSeq, a predicted model, not a curated record